UUUCUCUGACAGUAAAUUUAGAUGCCUUUAGCAUUUGUUAGCAACCCAGAAGGUUUUUAUAAUCGUAUCAAACAUUGAAAUAUAAUAUAUGUAUAUAUGUUUAUAAUAUAUAUAUACACGUACAUUUAUAUAUAUAAAACAUACAUAAAUAUUAAUAUAUAAAGACGCAAAAAUGUUUCCCGCUGGUUUGUUUCUACGCACACAAGCCUCAAUUCCAAAUUACGCACGUUACUCAGAGUCGAAGAGCAGUUUACCUACGAAUGUAUUUCUGCUGGGCGGCGGUCUCGGUAAGUUGCAAGGUGGCAUCAAGGAAGAAGAAUACUUUAGCUCGAUCAAUCAUGGAUUAAUGUCCAAUAUACGCAAACAUAUUGAGUCCUCGAAGACCGCAGACUAUAUGCGCAAAUACGAGGAGUAUCAACGUACAUUAGAUCAUGCUGCUCUCUAUAAUACAACUUGUAUAAACAAAUACAAGGAUAUACAUGAAGAGGCAUUCUUCUUGAAUGAGAGCACCGAAUGUUUAAAGGUUUUGCAUAAUCGUGGAAAGGACGAUCCCAUCGAUGACGAUGAAUCAUAGGCAAAGUAAUUAAUUGGCAAAUCCAAAUGAAUGUUCAAAAAUACCAAGGAAAAUUAGAAAAACAAAGUAAUAUCCAAAAAACAUUCUCGUCAUUUUCAACUGAUUUGGACGCAAUUUCUUGUUGUUUCUCGUUUCGUAUGCAAAUUGUGUUGGAAUGCUCUGAACUAGGCAGCAGAGCAGUAUUUUCAAUUCACAAUUCAAAUUUUUUCCUCGUUUAAAUUCGGAAGUCUUACAACAAGUUGGCAGACCCCGCGCAAUGCACAAGCAGCUGAGAUUUUCAUAAUACCAUGAAAUAAAGAGCAACGAUCAUUCAUCGUAUAUUACUACUUAAAACAUAUAUAUAUAUAUAUAUA
Messenger RNA from Drosophila mojavensis, 927 nucleotides. RefSeq lists its product as uncharacterized. The transcript has 3 exons. Bases 173 to 574 code for a protein of 133 amino acids. Lineage: Eukaryota; Metazoa; Arthropoda; Insecta; Diptera; Drosophilidae. The record is from RefSeq and is a predicted model, not a curated record.